Messenger RNA from Moneuplotes crassus, 793 nucleotides. Lineage: Eukaryota; Ciliophora; Spirotrichea; Euplotida; Euplotidae. The record is from the annotation of a GenBank genome assembly.
AUGGACAAAAUGGAAGAGCCUUUGGUACAGCCAAAGAGAAUCACUCUAAGAGAUUGGGUCUCCUAUCCUCAGCUAGACUGGCUUUACAAAUAUGAUACUCUUAGAAAUAGACGUAAUUGCAUGAUACCCCUGAACUUUGUUCAAUUGCUCUCAGCAUUUUGUGGAAUCAUGACAUUCAUGAUGAGGAAGAACAGAGUUAGUAUUUUCAUCAACAUUUUUGCAAUUAUCCUUGCAGUGAUAGGAUUACUUGGAGCGACGAGAUGAAAAUGGAAGCUUUCACUCAUUCACUGCAUCAUGACAAUAGGCGUGGUAGGAGCUGCCUUUGUAUAUGAAAUCCUUUAUGCUUUAUUUGGAAAGAAAAAGCAAACAGAUGAUUAUCAGAUCGAAGAAACAUGGAUUUUACUUGUGUUCUCUCUGCCAUAUGUUAUUGAUUUAUUUGUAGGAAUAUAUGGAGCUAUUUUCUCAGUCACAUUAAUUGACAUAGAGGAAAAAGAAAAUCAGAACCAGAAUCAGAAUCAGAACCAGAACGACGGAAAUAAUCCAAACUAUAACAUCAAUAUUCCAAUGAGUCAAGAGCUAAUGGAACUAAAUCAUAAUCUAAAGAACUCUCAAGAUUUAUGAUGUGUUUGCCUUGAAAAACCCAGAAACAGCGUCUUCAUUCCUUGUGGACACCAAUGCACCUGAAAUGAAUGAGGAAAAGGGUAUCUCCAAAGUAGAGGGCAGAGAGAGAAAAUCUGAAUUAUUUGUAGGAAGCCAGUCGAAAGAAUAAUCCAGACAUUCAACUAAAGAAGCC